CGGGCGCUCGUGAUUGGGUUCAGUACAGGGACAGAGCGUCCCUUUCCAUACUCGACCCACUCACCAACGCCCGCCGUUCUCGGCCGCCACACAGGCAGCCCUAGUCCCCGGUCUGGCUACCCAUAGCCAGUCGCGCCGUGAGUCUUUGGCCUCCUGGCUUCUUAGGUCCCCGCCCCGGAAGUGAUGUCACCGAGCACAAAUGGAGGGAGUUCCUAAGCUGUCGUCGUGUCUUUAAAGGGAACACAAAGCUUUGCACUUCUGACAGUGCUCUUGAGCCUAGCUGCAUCUGGGCGGAAGUAGCCCAUCUAGGGCUCUGCCUCUUUAACUGAACGGAAGAGACUUCUGCAACCUUGGGAAUACAGUUGGGGUCGCCGGCUAUUGGACCGAGCACCGCAGUUGUUCGCGGAAGCAGGUCAGUUCCUGGUGGCCGUGCGAGGUUUCAUCUAGAUCGUGUGUUGAACCUGGCUAGUUUCCGAGUGCUGUAACUCUUUGAUGCAUGUGCUCCUGUUUGUAUGUGGUGUGUAGUUUCUCUGAAAGAAGGAUCUGUCCCCUGAGAAAAACUUGCAUCCGCGGUCUUGGCAGCUCUGCACUCAGCCGCGGGACCAGUUAGGCUUGCUCUCUCUGCACCCACGUCCACUCUCCCACGGUAGUCCUGACCAAGAAGCAGCAGCCUGCGUUAACGGAGAAUUGCCUGCAGAGCUAGUGCCAAUCGUCUCUGUGGGUCCUUCGGGGUUUUGUCGGUUCCCGGGCUGCACGGCAAUUGGAUUCAAGUACUAAUGUGAGACAACUUCCAAGAUAACUUAGACAAGGUUUCUCUGUUCCUGGCUGUCCUGAAACUUGCUUAUAGAUCGGACUAGCCUCAAUAUCAGAGGUCCAUCUGCCUCUGCCUCUGAAUGGCUGGGAUUAAAGCUCACCAUGGCUAAACGGCUGCAGGCUCGAAGGCUGGAUGGGAUCGAUCACAACCCCUGGGUGGAGAUUGUCAGACUGGCCAAGGAGUAUGAUGUCGUGAACUUGGGCCAGGGCUUCCCUGACUUCUCGCCUCCGGACUUCGCUGUGCAAGCUUUUCAGCAGGCUACCAGUGGGGACUUCAUGCUCAACCAGUACACUAUGGCGUUUGGUUACCCUCCACUGACAAAGAUCCUGGCAAGUUUCUUUGGCAAGCUGCUGGGACAGGAGAUGGACCCACUCAAGAAUGUGCUGGUGACAGUAGGUGCCUAUGGGGCCUUGUUCACAGCCUUUCAGGCCCUGGUGGAUGAAGGAGACGAGGUCAUCAUCAUAGAACCUGCUUUUGAUUGUUACGAACCCAUGACAAUGAUGGCCGGAGGUCACCCUGUGUUCGUGUCCCUGAGGCCGAGCCCUGCUCCUAAGGGCCAACUGGGAUCCAGCAAUGAUUGGCAACUGGAUCCCAUAGAACUGGCAAGCAAGUUCACACCUCGGACCAAGAUUCUGGUUCUCAACACACCCAACAACCCUUUGGGAAAGGUAUUCUCUAAGAUGGAGCUGGAGCUGAUAGCUGGUCUAUGUCAGCAGCAUGAUGUCCUGUGCAUCUCUGAUGAGGUCUACCAGUGGCUGGUCUAUGAUGGACACCAACACGUCAGCAUCGCCAGCCUCCCUGGCAUGUGGGAUCGGACCCUGACCAUCGGCAGCGCAGGCAAAAGCUUCAGUGCCACGGGCUGGAAAGUGGGCUGGGUCAUGGGUCCAGAUAACAUCAUGAAGCACCUGCGGACCGUGCACCAGAACUCUAUCUUCCACUGCCCCACCCAGGCCCAGGCUGCAGUAGCCCAGUGCUUUGAGCGGGAGCAGCAACAUUUUGGACAACCCAGCAGCUACUUUUUGCAGCUGCCACAGGCCAUGCACCUAAAUCGAGACCACAUGAUCCGUAGCCUGCAGUCAGUGGGCCUCGAGCCCUUGAUCCCCCAGGGCAGCUACUUCCUCAUUGCAGACAUCUCAGACUUCAAGAGCAGGAUGCCCAACCUGCCUGGUGCUGCGGAUGAGCCCUAUGAUAGAUGCUUUGCCAAGUGGAUGAUCAAAAACAAGGGCCUGGUGGCCAUCCCUGUCUCCAUCUUCUUCAGCCGGCCCCAUCAAAAGGACUUUGACCACUAUAUCCGAUUCUGUUUUGUGAAGGACGAGGCCACACUCCAGGCCAUGGAUGAGAGGCUGUGCAGGUGGAAAGGAGAGCUCCAACCCUGAGGCUGCCCUCAUCCCUGCCUUGAACAUUGAGGCCUCAACUGUGCCUUAACACGGGGAUGGCACUGGGGGGCCCAGCUGUGUGACUGGGCAAGCUUCCAGGAAAGAGCCCAUUUCUUGCGGGUUUCAGCCGGUGUCUGGACUGCUGUAUUGGAUUGGUGGGUGGUUCUGGGCCUCAGUCUAUUCCUCUGUAGGUUGCUUGUAGGGUCUUGGUUGUUUCUGGCCUCUCUGCCUGGGACAGGAAAGGAUGGAGUAUCGGGCCUGGAGUCCUAGCCCCAGCCCCAGCCCCACCUUAGCCCUGCUGAGGUUCUGUGGCUUCUCCACUUCUUCUCGUGUGACCUCGUGAUGUUGCUACUGUUCCUAAUAAAGUUUUAAGUUAUUAGAACCCUCAA
This is a messenger RNA of Mastomys coucha (southern multimammate mouse), 2579 nucleotides long. RefSeq names its product kynurenine aminotransferase 1 (gene Kyat1). Gene Ontology annotation, cellular component: cytoplasm; mitochondrion. Gene Ontology annotation, biological process: biosynthetic process. The transcript is spliced from 14 exons. Lineage: Eukaryota; Metazoa; Chordata; Mammalia; Rodentia; Muridae. The record is from RefSeq and is a predicted model, not a curated record. The coding region runs from base 916 to 2190 and encodes 424 amino acids. Gene Ontology annotation, molecular function: L-kynurenine:2-oxoglutarate transaminase activity; pyridoxal phosphate binding.